Cyphellophora europaea CBS 101466 is the source of this 879-nucleotide messenger RNA. RefSeq lists its product as uncharacterized. NCBI's taxonomy places the organism in Eukaryota, Fungi, Ascomycota, Eurotiomycetes, Chaetothyriales, Cyphellophoraceae. The record is from RefSeq and is a predicted model, not a curated record. Bases 1 to 879 code for a protein of 292 amino acids. The transcript has 2 exons. Gene Ontology annotation, molecular function: protein binding.
AUGGCCGGCGUACCCGUCGAAGCCUUCCGCAAGCUCAUGGUCUCCGGAGCGCAUUCAGACUUUGCGAUUCGAUCCCGAGGCGUCGAGUUCAAAGUCCACAAGAUCAUUCUCAUUACGGCAAGCGACUACUUCAAGGCUGUCUGCGAGCGAGGUUUCAAGGUGGAGGAAACGGACGGUGCGGUAACGCUCGACGAUGACGAUCCAGAGAUCCUCGCCCGGGUCAUCGAGUUCCUCUACACCGGCGACUACUCAGCACAGCGACCCAAGGAUUUCGAGCCGCUACUCAAGCGACAUAUCAAGGAUUCACCAGUGCUCAUCGAGGCGCCUUCCGUAUGGUUCACACCGCUCAAGUCUGCGCCGCUCGGCAGCCAACCAUCACCUGCCCACCCUGCCGGUACGCCCACAGCGCCCAGCACUGGUAGUAGGGCUCCCGACAACCGCAGUUUCUCCUUUUCGUCUACAGCUACUCCCAGUGGGGGUAGACCCUUCUCGACUUCGGCCUACAACUUCGACACGAUCCCAUCAAGCAAGCUAGCUCAAGUAUCCGCUGCACUAACAGUCCACACCACUGUAUAUGCAUACGCCGACCGCUUCGACGUCGCCAACCUGCGAGACCUGGCCUGCCAGCGGUUCGAAAAGGACUUUUGCGAGGCCAGACCCGCCAGGGCGCGGCUUGCCGAGAUCUUCAACCUGGUCUACGAGUCCACCCGCCCAAACGACCUGCGGCUGCGGCUCUUUGUCACCAAGGAGGCUAUCCUGGGCCGUGAAACCACCUCGCGUGACAAGACCUUCUGCGAUGUCAUGCGCAAGCACGAGCCAAUCGCGUGGGCUCUGGGCAUAGAAACGGCGGCUCAGCCAGCCAACGUCUACCGAUUUUAG